UUGUCAAUCAAAUAUAUUUGUGACGUCGAGUGGAGUGCAUCCUCUAUGAAAGGUGCAUUUUAGUAUGUAUAAAAUACCAUGGUGGUUGUAAAUAUUUCUUCGAUGCAUUGUUGCAAUUUUUAUUGAUCAUGACUGUGUGUACAUAUUGUCGCGUAUGGUUUAAUACUACAAAUUUAUUAUAAGAGCAUCUUAAAUAUUAUUCAAUUUGUUGGCAAUGCGAUGUACGAAACUUUCAUUAGCGGUUACCGUUUGGCCGAUGUGUCACACGGCAAACCCUAUUAUGUUUACUGUAUCGAGAUCUUGGAAUCGCAAACCGGCACUCGAUACACCAUUGAAAGAAGAUAUAGCGAAUUUAGCGCGUUACAUCGCACGUUGAAGAAGGACAAUUCGGAUAUCGCGCCUUUUCCACCAAAGAGAGUAAGAAACUCGCAACCAAAAGUAUUAGAGCAACGACGAGCUGCACUGGAAUUAUAUAUACAAAAGAUGUUACAUUUAUUGGCAACAAAGCAGCAAGUUCUCAAUUUUUUAGGCAUAGAAGACCAGGGAUUUACAUCUCAUAAGAGGUUAUACAAAGCUACAAAUUGCUCGAUACACAAUCCAAAUACUCUAGGACAUCAUCCAGUCUUAACUUUUCACUGCGAUCCAUAUAUCCAAGCUGAUUCAACUAGCAGUCUUCCAGAUGUUGUAACCAAUGGUGUGUUAUUAGGUAUAUACAAAUCUUGAUAUUUCCAAUGUAUUAAAGAUAAUUUGCAAGGAUAUUAAUUAAAGGAUAAUAAUAAAUGCAUUUUUGAUAAGCGAUAAAAUCUAGUGAAAAGAAUGCAAUAAUAUACAAAUAAACAAAAUCUCU
Formica exsecta is the source of this 847-nucleotide messenger RNA. RefSeq names its product sorting nexin-22-like. Bases 220 to 723 code for a protein of 167 amino acids. Lineage: Eukaryota; Metazoa; Arthropoda; Insecta; Hymenoptera; Formicidae. The transcript is spliced from 3 exons. Gene Ontology annotation, molecular function: phosphatidylinositol phosphate binding. The record is from RefSeq and is a predicted model, not a curated record.